GCUCUCUCUCGCGAGAUUUGUCAGCGGCCAUCUUGCUCUUGCCCCGACCAGAUUCUCCGGUCGGGGUCACAGGGACACUAAAACCGUCUCCUGGACCUUUGCUGACCAUGCUGUCCCGGGUGGUACUUUCUGCUACCGCUAUAGCGGCCCCCGGUCUGAAGAACGCAGCCCUCUUAGGACCAGGGGUAUUGCAGGCAACAAGGAUCUUUCACACAGGGCAACCAAGACUUGCUCCUGUACCACCUCUUCCUGAAUAUGGCGGAAAAGUUCGUCUUGGGCUGAUUCCUGAGGAAUUCUUCCAGUUCCUUUAUCCUAAAACUGGUGUGACAGGACCCUAUAUGCUUGGAACUGGGCUUAUCUUAUAUUUUCUGUCCAAAGAAAUAUAUGUGAUUACCCCAGAGACCAUCUCUUCCAUAUCUGUAGUAGGGCUGAUUAUCUAUGCAAUUAAAAAAUAUGGUGCCACCUUUGCAGAAUUUGUUGAUAAAAUCAAUGCGCAAAAAAUUGCCCAACUAGAAGAGGCAAAGCAAGCUUCCAUGAAACAAAUCCAGGAUUCAAUUGAUUUGGAGAAGUCACAGCAGGCACUUGUUCAGAAGCGCCACUACCUUUUUGAUGUCCAGAGGAAUAAUAUUGCUAUGGCCUUGGAGGUUACUUACCGGGACCGACUACAUAGAGUAUAUAAGGAGGUAAAGAGUCGCCUGGACUAUCAUAUCUCUGUGCAGAAUAUGAUGAAUCGAAAGGAACAAGAGCACAUGAUAAACUGGGUGGAGAAACAAGUGGUGCAGAGCAUCUCUGCACAGCAGGAAAAGGAGACAAUUGCCAAGUGUAUUGCAGAUCUAAAGCUGCUUGCAAAGAAGGCUCAAGCACAGCCAAUUAUGUAAAUGUAUCUCUCCCAAUUGAGAGCCAGAAACAGUUGACUAAAUGGAAACUAGUCUUUGUGACUAAAACUUCCCGUAUUGCUGUCUACUGAAAUUACAGUUUACUUUUCCUAAAAAAGAAAAGCUUGGGGUUUCAUUUAGUGAGAACUAAAUCUAUUGGCCAGUCAGCUAUUCCUCAUCAUUACUCUGCAUCUUGAGUUGUUCUAUGAUCACUUUUGAAUAGCAAUUUGUUUUUAUUAAAACUUAUCUAAAUAUUACCAAGUUAUAGGUUAAAUUUGUAAUUAGUUCUAUGAUCUUGCAAUAAAGGACAAUUGAAACAAGAUUUUUCCA
Fukomys damarensis (Damara mole-rat) is the source of this 1205-nucleotide messenger RNA. It is a transcript of the gene Atp5pb, whose product is annotated as ATP synthase peripheral stalk-membrane subunit b. Gene Ontology annotation, molecular function: proton transmembrane transporter activity. The record is from RefSeq and is a predicted model, not a curated record. Gene Ontology annotation, biological process: proton motive force-driven ATP synthesis. The coding region runs from base 108 to 878 and encodes 256 amino acids. The transcript has 7 exons. NCBI's taxonomy places the organism in Eukaryota, Metazoa, Chordata, Mammalia, Rodentia, Bathyergidae.